Molecule: messenger RNA, 1209 nt
Organism: Heteronotia binoei (common prickly gecko)
Lineage: Eukaryota; Metazoa; Chordata; Lepidosauria; Squamata; Gekkonidae
Product: vomeronasal type-2 receptor 26-like
Exons: 3
Coding region: 1-1209 (402 amino acids)
Biological process (GO): G protein-coupled receptor signaling pathway
Cellular component (GO): membrane
Molecular function (GO): G protein-coupled receptor activity
Source: RefSeq, a predicted model, not a curated record
AUGUCUUUUAAUGCAAAGAGAGAAAUGGGAACUGGAUUUGACAUAACAAACUUCAUCACCUUCCCAAACAAGUCCUUUCUCAGAGUGAAGGUUGGAAGAGUGGAUCCCAAUGCUCUUGAAGGACAAGAAUUCAUCAUUCAAAAGGAAAUGAUUUCGUGGCCAAGGAAUAUGAGCCAACAGGGGGUGCCCCUUUCCUUGUGCAAUGAUUACUGCCCGCCUGGCUAUCACAAGAGGAAGAAGGAAGGGAAGAAAUUUUGCUGCUACGAUUGUGCUCCGUGUCCACAAGGGAAGAUUUCAAACCAUGUGGAUAUGGAUGACUGUGUUGUAUGUCAGGAAAAUCAGUAUCCAAGCAAGGAUCAAGAUCAAUGUAUUCCCAAAAUAACAAACUUCCUAUCUUAUGAAGAACCUUUAGGGAUCUCUUUGACUUCCAUUGCUGUGACCUUAUCUAUAAUCACACUGUUGGUUCUAGGAAUUUUUAUUAAAUACAAAGAUACCCCCAUAGUCAAAGCCAACAACCGAGAUCUCAGCUACACACUUCUGGUCUCCCUUCUGUUCUGUUUCCUCUGUUCUUUGCUUUUCCUUGGAAAACCAAGGAAAUUAACUUGCUGGCUCCAGCAACCUGCCUUUGGCAUCAUCUUCUCAGUGGCUGUUUCUUGUGUGUUGGCCAAAACCAUCACUGUGGUUGUAGCUUUUAUGGCCACCAAACCAGGGAGCAGCAUGAGAAAGUGGGUGGGGAGAAGACUGAGCAAUUCAAUUGUCCUUUCCUGCUCUCUUAUUCAAGCAGGGGUUUGUGUAUUGUGGCUAGGAACUUCCCCCCCUUUCCCAGAUUUAGAUGCACAGUCCUUGACUGAAGAGAUAGCGAUACAAUGCAAUGCAGGGUCUAUUACCAUGUUCUACAUGAUCCUCGGCUACAUGGGACUUCUGUCCAUUCUCAGUUUGAUGGUGGCAUUCCUUGCUAGGAAUUUGCCAGACAGUUUCAAUGAGGCCAAGUUCAUCACCUUCAGUAUGCUGAUAUUUUUCAGUGUUUGGUUGUCAUUUGUUCCAACCUACCUGAGCACCAAAGGUAAAUACAUGGUAGCUGUGGAGAUCUUCUCCAUCUUGGCCUCCAGCAGUGGGUUACUAUGCUUUAUCUUUUUCCCAAAAUGUUACAUUAUUUUGCUGAGGCCUCAACUGAAUCACAGAGAACAGCUAAUUAGGAGAAAUACUUAG